This is a messenger RNA of Passer domesticus (house sparrow), 4111 nucleotides long. It is a transcript of the gene SMARCAD1, whose product is annotated as SWI/SNF-related, matrix-associated actin-dependent regulator of chromatin, subfamily a, containing DEAD/H box 1. The transcript is spliced from 22 exons. Lineage: Eukaryota; Metazoa; Chordata; Aves; Passeriformes; Passeridae. The record is from RefSeq and is a predicted model, not a curated record. Gene Ontology annotation, cellular component: nucleus. Gene Ontology annotation, molecular function: ATP-dependent chromatin remodeler activity; ATP binding; DNA binding. The coding region runs from base 827 to 3622 and encodes 931 amino acids.
UGACUCUGCACCCUCAGGGGUCGCUCUAAGUUGAAACCCUGAACUGAAAAUCGGAGCCUAGGUUGGGUUCUUUGGGAUUCAGCUGCCCCUAACUAAACUUUACUGGUUUUCCAGGGAAGAAGUAUCCUGCUGAAACAUUUUCUCAGAGGGAGGAGUUCUAUGAUGUUGAAACGUGUGACGUUUGUUCAUUUACGCAUUUGUGCCUUUGCCCUUCUGAAAUCCUUUUAGUGCUACUUGAGAAGUUAACCAUAAAACACUUGCUUUACUAAUUUUCAACUGUUGGAGUUGAUUUUCUUUUGUAUAUGCAGCUGUAUUUGAUAGGGAAGCAAAUAGAGCUUCAGUAUGUUGUAUGAGUCCCGAGGUAAACUUAACUAUGAGUUGUAUGGUGUGUUUCCUAUGCAUGGUGAAAACUAUUUCUUUCCUAAGUGGUUUGGAAAUUUAUAUUUUUGAAUGUGCUGGGAGGGAAGAGUCACGGUGCAGGAGUUGCUUCUGUGUGUGCUAAAAAGGCAGUGUUGAGAGAGCAGGUGAGACAAGAUGUAGAUAGGCAUCUGCAGCCAUUUGAGCAGUUUAAAGGAACCCCUGCUAGUUGUGUCUGUAUGGUAAUUGUGCCCUCUAGAUGUUCUUGUGCUAAGCAAAAUGAGAUGGCUUUACCUGCUUUCCUGAUAGUCUAGUUGAAUUAAUAGGCAAAAAACUUUUGUGGGAAUUGCAGCCUUAAAAGGUGUUGCCUCUUGUCAGGUUUUCAGUUCUACACACAGCAUGGAAUUAUUGGGGGUUUACAGCAGAAGUGAAAUAAUGCAUUUUCCUGCUGCUGUUACCUGAAAUCCUGAUGUUAUGUUGUUUGUUUCUUUUUUUAGUGCUUGUGCCCCAAAGUUUCAACUUAAGGCAGCUACUUGAAAAGGAGAAAAAUAUUAGCAGUUACAACUGUGAAACAUCUGAUGGUGAUGACCAGCCUGAAAAGGAAAUGCCCCAUCUGGCACUUGCAAAUGGUGGGAAGCAGCAGCCAGCUGUGAAGGAGCAUGUAGAGAAGGAUACCAGAGACUCAAAGCUGCAAACAAUGAAGGAACGUUUUCCCCAAAGAAGUGACCAAGAAUUAUUAAAACUGAUAGAAUCAGCACACACAAUGGAUGAAGCAGUAGCUGCUGGUUUGAAGCUCAAUGACAAAGCUGCCUCUGGUAAAAGGAAGCAAAGAGAUUCUCCCACAAAUUGCAAAACCAAAAAUGAGCAAGCUGCAAAAAAGUCAAAAGUUACUUAUCUGGAUGACUCAGAACCCAAAAGACAAUGGGAGAGGCAAGAGAUGCUCGUGAAGAAGUUGCAAAGUACAUUCCCUGGACUGGAUAAGGAGGAGCUGAGAGAGGUACUUGAGGAACAUAACUGGGUGUUUCAUGAUGCACUGGAGGCCCUGAAAAUAUUUGCAGACGACGAGGAGGGUAUAGAAUUUCCUCCCAAAAGUAAAGUUGCUGACUGGACUGAAGCAUCCACUAAAACCCAGAAUGAGGAGAGUAAAGAUAAGAUGAAGCAGAAGGCUUCUGAGAAAGAGCAGAAUGGCUUUCAGAAAAAGGACAAAGGCAAAAGGAGCAUUUGGAGUGCUGAGAGAGAAACAGAACACACGGAGGACGAGUCCGCUUCUGAAGACGGCGGAAGCUCCCUGGAUGAGGACUACAGCAGCGGUGACGAAGUGAUGGAGGAUGGCUACAAAGCGAAAAUCCUCAGCUUCCUGCAGGAUGCUUCCCUGAGUGAACUGUCUCUGAUUCCCCAGUGUUCUCAGAAAAAGGCUCAGAAGAUAAUAGCGCUCCGGCCCUUUAACAGCUGGGAGGCUCUGUUUACAAAAAUGACGAAGACUUCUGGUUUGUCAGAGGAUAUAGUGUGGAACUGCAAGAUACUGCUGAAGGAGAGGGAUGUGGUUCUAAAGCUCAUGAAUAAAUGUGAAGACAUUUCCAAUAAACUGACAAAACAGGUAACCAGUAUUACUAGAGGUGGAGGAUGUGGAUGGAACAUAGAGCAACCCUCCAUUCUGAAUCGCAGUUUGAAACUGAAGCCAUAUCAGAAGAUUGGUUUGAACUGGUUAGCACUGCUGUAUAAGCACAGAUUGAAUGGCAUCUUGGCUGAUGAAAUGGGCUUAGGAAAAACAAUUCAAGCUAUUGCAUUUCUGGCUUAUCUCUACCAAGAGGGCAAUAAAGGUCCCCACUUGAUAGUUGUGCCAGCUUCAACGAUAGAUAACUGGAUAAGAGAAGUUCAUCUGUGGUGUCCUGAACUGAAUGUCCUCUUUUACUAUGGGUCCCAAGAAGAUAGGAAACAUCUCAGGUUGGACAUUCACAAUAAAGUCGUUGAUUUCAAUGUGAUCGUGACUACAUACAACUCUGCAAUCAGCAGCUCGGAUGAUCGAGGACUGUUCCGCAGGCUGAAGCUUAACUAUGCAAUUUUUGAUGAGGGUCAUAUGCUCAAGAACAUGAGCUCUAUCCGCUACCAGCACCUCAUGACAAUUAAUGCCAAGAAUCGCUUGCUGCUAACAGGGACUCCCGUUCAAAAUAAUCUGUUGGAAUUGAUGUCCCUCUUGAAUUUUGUCAUGCCCGAUAUGUUCAGCAGUAGCACAAGUGAAAUUCGAAGGAUGUUCUCUUCAAAAACAAAGAGUGCUGAAGAACAAAGCAUAUAUGAGAAGGAGAGAAUUGCACAUGCAAAGCAGAUAAUAAAGCCAUUCAUCUUGAGAAGAGUAAAAGAUGAGGUCCUUAAACAACUACCUCCCAAAAAAGAUCUCAUUGAACUGUGUGCGAUGUCUGAGAAACAGGAACAACUCUACUUGGCUCUCUUAAACAAGCUUAAGAAAACCAUCAACAGUAAUGAGAAAAACUCUGAUAUGGGAAAUGCAAUGAUGCAACUUAGAAAAAUGGCCAAUCACCCUCUUUUGCAUCGUCAGUACUACACAAAUGACAAGCUCAGAACAAUGUCCUCCCUCAUGCUCAAGGAACCCACACAUUGUGAUGCUAACCCUGACCUUAUCUUUGAAGAUAUGACAGUCAUGACAGAUUUUGAGCUGCAUGUGCUUUGUAAGCAAUAUUCUCACAUCAAUGACUUCAUGUUAGAUGUGGAUCAGAUCCUGGAUUCUGGAAAGUUUAGAGCAUUGGAACGCAUUCUCUCCGACCUUAAAGAGAAGGGUGACAGAGUUGUGUUGUUCAGCCAGUUCACUAUGAUGCUGGACAUCCUGGAAGUUUUCCUGAAGCACUGGCAACACAGAUACCUUCGGCUGGAUGGGAAAACGCAGAUUUCUGAGCGGAUACAUCUGAUAGAUGAGUUCAAUACAGACAUGGGUAUAUUUGUAUUCCUUCUGUCCACCAAAGCUGGUGGCUUGGGCAUUAAUCUGACCUCAGCCAAUGUUGUGAUCCUUCAUGACAUUGACUGCAACCCUUACAACGAUAAGCAGGCCGAAGACCGGUGCCACAGAGUGGGGCAGACACGAGAAGUACAAGUCAUAAAGCUCAUCAGUAAGGGGACUAUUGAAGAAACCAUGCUCAAAAUCAGCCAACAGAAACUGAAGUUAGAACAAGAUAUGACUGCAGCAGAAUCAGGAGAAGAAGGGACCAUUCCAGCAGAUAUAGCCACAUUAUUAAAAGCUUCAUUGGGUCUCUAAAAUGUAAAUAUGUUGUGAAAUUCAAGGAAGAAAUGGGAUGAAAUACCCCAAGGACUCUUACAUUACUGUUGACCAGGAGUUUUAUGAACGUUUAUAACUUUUUGUAGUUUGUUUAUUGUAUUGCUCAUGGUAUUGAAAAAUUUAAACACCAAUAGCAUUCUUUUAAUGCUUAAAAAGCAUAAAUGGCCCAAAAGUGCCAACCUCAGAUGCUGAAUAAAGGUUUUACAGAUCACUUUUGAAAAUGGGGACCUAGUAAUUGUUUUAACAAAUCUGCUACUGCUUAAGAUUUGUCAGUAUUUUUGUAAUUAUUUCUACCUCCAAAUAUAUAUAUAUAUAAACUGUCUGUUUCACUGGAUUCCGCGUGUAGAUUUUUUUAUAUGUGCCUUAUUUGACAAUGCUCGAGUCUGUUUCUGCUUGUUUUGGUUCAUUUGAUGUACCGUACUGAUUUUGUAUCAACUUGUUCCAAUAAAAUUCCAUAGACUGACAAAA